Dictyostelium discoideum AX4 is the source of this 348-nucleotide messenger RNA. RefSeq lists its product as hypothetical. The record is from RefSeq and is a predicted model, not a curated record. Bases 1 to 348 code for a protein of 115 amino acids. The transcript has a single exon. Lineage: Eukaryota; Evosea; Eumycetozoa; Dictyosteliales; Dictyosteliaceae.
AUGAACCGUAACCACCACCACCCAGAUUUUACUGAAAAACUUUUUCAAUAUGAUAACUUAUUGGAAUUUGAAUUUGGGAAAGAUUGUACAGCAGAAUGUAUCAAGGAAGUAGUAGAAAGUCUUGAAAUGUAUAAAACUGCAUCAAUACUUUAUCAAUCACUCAAAGUUAACGAAGAUGGUUCCUUACCUCUUUUUCAAUUCAGAGAUGUAUUACACUACCAAAGUGGUGAGGAUUAUUUAGUUCAAGACAAAAAUAUUCAAGAUCUCUUUACAGUCAAUAUUUUGGAUCUUAAUUUUCCUGGUUCUCGAAAAAGAACAGAUAUUCCAACAAAAGAAGAAGAAAAAUAA